AUGGCUUCGAGGACGUCGUUUACCUCAAACGCACUCAAGCGCAAAUCCCGCGCUUCAGACUCGGGAUCCGGAGUGGGAGUGGGAGUAGGAUCUCCAACCUCCAUCAACGCUAACCCCAACGCAAACGCAAACGCCAACACCAACGCAAACCAUGCAAAACCUCCCUCGUCAACUUCGAGUUUAACGUCGACGUCAACGUCGAAGGGGAGUCCCGCUGCAUCUGCAUCGGUAUCUGCGUCAGGAGCAGGGUCUGGGUCUGGGUCAGUGUCAGGAGCAGGGUCUGGGUCUGGGUUAGCGUCGGAUGUAGACGCUGCGCAUGAUGAGCACGCGAGCGCGAGCGCGAAUGUACAGGACAUGGAGAGCCUAGAGGGUGAGGCAGAGGGCGGGAGAGCGAGGAAGAAAGCUAGGAUCGAUGCUCGUGGGGGUGCCGGUUCAGGUGCGGGUGCGGGUGCGGGUGCGGGUGGUGUAGGUGCGGGUGUAGGUGGGGAGGAGGAAAACGGGAUGGACGUCGACCUUGACGUCGACCUCGACGCUGCUGCCGCUGCUGCGGCGCAUGACGCUGAAGGUGCCGGUGCGCGCGUCGGUGCGAGUGGAGAUGAUAUCUCCGACAAGGGAGUGCGCGUGGAUGAUGCGCGCUCGAGCAACACGCCUACGAAGCCCAAGCCCAAGCCCGCGGACGAUGAUGAUGAUAAUGGGAGGACGGCGAACGCAAGCACUUCCACCGCCACCGUGUCCAAGUCAAAAGAAAUCGGAACGGAUGAAGGCGGGGAAAGUGGGAGUGCAGCGGCAGUGGAAGUGGAAGUGGAAAGUGAGAGGCGCAAAGAGGAGAGAGGCAAAGCGCGGAACGACGAUCAAUCCGCGGCUACCAUCACCAGCAGCAGUCGCUCCAAAAACGACAAAUCCGCCUCGUCUAAAGACGACAAAGUUACCACUUCCUUCUCCUCCAAAGACGACCAAGACGACAAACCCAAAGACGACAAAUCCAAACCCAAAUCCAACGACGACGACGAAGCCACAUCCACAUCCAAACCCGACGAAAAAUCCAACGACAGAGACGAAAAAGAAAAAGAAAAAGACGAAUAUAUCGCAGGCCGCGUCACAUGCGAAACAUGCGGUGCGGCCGUCUCGUUCCGCGACACGCGCACGGGCAGUUUUACGGUUAAACAUUGGGAGGCGCAUCGGGGUCUCGCAGCGUCCAACGACCCAGCCGACGCCGAAUCCGCAGACGAGGGCGUCGGCGGGUCGGCCAUCGCUGGUCCCGCUCCACGUACAGGUGUACAUCCAGGUUCACGCGCGCGCGGAGGGUCAUCGGUUGUGUCUGAUGCGCGGGGACAGGGUCACGGGCACGGACACGCACAGGGACAGGGGCAUGGACAUGGACAUGGGCAGGGGCAGGGGGAGAGGGAAAGGGAGAGGGAGGAGUAUCUGGGACGAUACAAUAUCCGGCCGCUUCCCCGUCCGCGCGCGUUCCAUUCCCAAUCCCAAUCCCAAUCCCAAUCUCAGGGCCAUGCGCAGUCGCAAGGCCACGCUCAUGCUCAGGCGCAGGGGCAGGCGCAGGCGCAAAGGCAGAGACAGCAACGCUCGCCCGCGUCGGCGUCGGCGUCGAUGUCGCCUGUAGCUGCACCGUCUCCGUCGUCGUCGACGGGUGUGGGGGCGGGGUACGCGGCUCACCCUUCGUCAGCGCAUUUAUCGGCGCUUGCGCAUACUCACGCGCACGCUUCGCAUCCAUCGCAUGCGCAACCGCUCGCGCACCCUUCAUCCGCGCAUCUCUCGCAUCUCUCGCCGCACCUCUCGCAACACACCCAACACGCGCUCUCCCUCUCCCUCCCCCUCUCGCACGCCCACGCCCAACACCCUCUCUCGCACCCCCUCUCGCAUCCUCUUUCCCAUCCUCACCCUCUCACCCACCCACACCCGCACCCCCAACCGCACCCCCUCCAAAAACGGCGCCGCGCUAAACGCACCGAAGAAGAGCGCAUCGCGCAUCUCCGCUCGGACCCCUACGUCGCCUCCUUCGAAGCGUACCGCGUAUUGUGCGCGAACUGCGAUAAGUGGAUUAGGCUCCGACCGAAUUCGACGUAUUGUAGUAUCCCGUGGGAUGCGCAUCGGAAGAGUUGUUUGGCUAAGAAGAUAUCAAACAAAAACAUCCACGCCCUCGAUACGCGCAACACACUCUUCACCAACGACCCCGACGUGCGCAAAUUCGACCCCGAGCGCGUGCUCUGCGGGCUGUGCGACCGGUGGGUGCCCGUGCCGAGCGACGAUCAUGGCGCGGCGAUCGAUGUGUGGGUGAGGCAUCGCGAGGGGUGUGGUGGUGGUGGUGGUGGUGGGGCGGGGGCGGGUGGUGGAUUCGCGCGCAUCGAGCCGUACCCUCAACCUCAUCACACCCCACACCCACACCCAAACUCUCACCCGCACCCUCAUCCACCGAACCCGACUCAUCCCUCUUCUGCACCCAACAACGGCAACGGCAGCCAGACGCACCCGAAUACGCACGCUUCGACUUCGGGUUCGGGUUCGACUUCGACUUCGACGGGUGCGCCGCCGCCACCGCCACCUUCUGGGUCUGGUUCUGGUUCUGGUUCCGGCUCUGGUUCUGGGUCUGGGUCGCACCCUCCCGCUUCCGCUUCGGGGGAAGGCCCGACGAGACCGGGCAGCGUCAGCGUCAGCGUCAGCGGUGCUGGUGCUGGUGCUAGUGCUGGUGCGCACGCGCAAGGGCGACAGGGGCAGAUCCAGGUCCCGCGCUUUCCUACGCCGCCUUCUGGCUCUGGCUCUGGUGCGGGGGCGGGUGGGCGUGUACAAGCGCAAGGUCUAGCGCAAUCGCAAGCGCGCGGUCAAGGACAGGGGCAGGGGCAGGGGCACAGUCAAAGUCAAGGACAACAAGGCCAGCAAGGACAGCAGGGCCAAAAUAGGAGUUGGCGCGGGUACGGCGUGCCGCUGGCGAAAGGCUGUCCUGGCACAUCAUCUACACCUGGCUCUGCAUCAGCAUCAGUCCCAGCGUCUGGCUCAGCGUCUGCGUCUGGCGCGGGUGCGGGUGCGGGUGCGGGUGCGGGUGCGGGUGCGGGCGCGGGUGCGGGCGCGGGUGCGGGCGCGGGCGCGGGUGCGGGACGUGAGAAGACGCCUAUUGUGAGAUUGCCGCAGAGGCAUAGUUUGCGAAGGGCACAGGAGCAGGCGCAGGCGCAGCAGGCGAAGAUGCGGAUGCGGGUGGGUGGGGAGGGCGAGGGUGGGGAGGUUGGUGAGGGCGAGGGCGAGGGCGAGGGGGUUGGCGAGGGUGAGGGUGGGGAGGAUGGCGAGGGUGAAGUUGACCCCGACGCUGAUGCCGAUGCUGACGCUGACGCCGACGGCGAUGGGGAAGCAGCGCACGACGACCUCCGACGCAGUGUCGACCUCGAAGGCGACCUCGACGGCGAUAUCGACGCGCAACACCACCACCAUCAACAGCAGCAGCAGCACAGUGAUUACACCGCACUGGCACUGUCACUGACGCCCAACACAUACACGCACGCGCCCGGACAGACGCUCGCGCAUGAGAGUCGGCGGAGGAACGCGGAGCAGCGGGCUGCGACGCUUCGAGCUGAUCAGCGAAGUCCAACCCAACCGCGUAUUCUGCAGUCUGUGCAUGAAAUGGGUGCAGCUCCGCCAGGACAGCAGCUAUUCGAACGCCGUCAUGAAAAGAUGACGCAGAUGCAAGCUUCCGCUUCCGCCUCCGCCUCUGCUUCCGCUUCCGCUUCUGUGUCCGGUGCCGCGUCCAGCUCGCGUCGACAAGGACAAGGACAUGGACAUGGACAUGGACAUGGAAAUAUGCAGGGGCAGGGGCAGGGGCAAGCGUCGUUCAACGCCCACACCUACUCCUCCACCCACGCACCCAUCCACGCGCACACACACCCGCCCUCAUCCCACCUCCCACACGCUCAAGCCCAACACACCCAGCCCAAGAAAAAACUCCGACUCACUCCCAAAGAGCAGUAUGAGAUGAUGCUGCAACAACAGCGCGAGCACGAUCUUGAGCUGGAGAUUGGGGAAGAGCAGGAGUAUCGGUUUCAGGUGCAUUUGCAGAGUCAGCAAAGAGAGCAGGGCGGGUAUAAGGCGAAGGUGAAGGCGAAGGCGGGUCGGUAUGGCGCUUCGCGGAUGAUGGAUGUGGAUGGGGAUGGAGAUGGAGAUGGGGACGUUGAUAUGGAGGACGAGGCUGGUACGCGCAUGCGCAUGCGUAUGGGAGGUCGUGCCAGGGAGGAAGUGUCUGAAGAUGAGCAGGAUGGGGAUGGUGAUGGGGAUGGGGAUGGAGAGGAUGAGCGGGAUGAGGAUGAGGAGGAUGAAGGCGAAGACGAGUUGGUUUCUGAUCGCGAGGAUGCUGAGGGCGAGGGCGAUGUGGAAGCGGACGUUGAGAUGACAGAGGGCGACGCCGACGCCGACGGCGAAGCUGAAGCUGAAGCUGAACCCAACGCGGACAAAUCCAACGUCGAGGGCGACGACGCAAACGACGCCGACGCCGACGGUGAUGCAGAUGCAGAUGCGGACGGCGAGCCCGAGGUCGAAGGUGAAGCUGAGGUUGAAGUUGAGGUUGAGGUUGAGGUUGACGCAGAGGGAAACCCUAUCACCCGCGAAACGCCUACAUCUCCAUCUCCCAAGCUUAACAAAGUCGGCAAUUCUACCGCCGGCGGGUCGUCCUCGACGUCGACGUCGGCAUCGACGACGAGGAAGGCGGUGCUUAAGAAGCAAGUUACCGCGAGCUCGAAUACUACUUCUACCUCUACCUCCACGACGAAGAAAGGUAACAGUACGCCGGCUACGGGUAAACCUCAACCUAAACUGAAAGCGAAACACAAAGCAUCCGCACCAGGAUCGCCUGCAUAUUACCACGACCGCGGUAUAAUGGAUACAGCUGAGGACGCAGAGGCGGCGGCGACUGCGGCGGGGUAUAAUGCGAAUGCCCCGCGUGGGCUUUCGCCUCAUUCUCAUCCUCCUCCUCUUCCUGCGUCUGCCGGUGCGGGUGCGGGUGCGGGUGGUUCGCAGCAGGGUCAGGGACAGGGACAGGGACGCAGGAAUUCGAUGUAUGCAAACGCGAGUUCGAACGCGAACCCUCGCAUUCCCAAUCUCAAUCUCAAUCGCAGCGCGACCGCGAGCGUGAGCGUGAUGUUACAAGCGGCCGCGCGCGCGGUGGGUCUUCGUCACACGCUUCAGGACAUGGACAUGCGCAUGGACAUGGAAAUAGUCAUGGUAAUGGGCACGCGUACGCGCGCGAAACGCAUCAACACGCCUAUACACACACACAGGGCCACGCACAGGGAAGCACGCAGGGGAGGUACACACUGGGCCCCGCGUUCCGCACUGCACCGUCCCAUUCGCACUCUCAUUCUCAUUCCCACUCUCAUUCCUACUCUUAUGCGCACGGACAUGGGCAUGGGCAAGGCCAUACAGCGUCGUCCUCCUCGUCCGCUUCGAGACCCGGCUCGCGCUCUGGUGCCGGUAGACGCACACGGACACGGACACGGACAUGGUCAUGCACACAGUCAAGGACACGGAUAUCGAGAUGUACACGCGCACCUUGGUAUCGCGCGUCCGCCGUGGGCUGACGACGAUGAGUAUGACGAUUUCGAGGACGGUGGUGCUGCUGCUGGACCUGGCGCUGGUAUCGGCGCUGGUAUCGGCGCUGGCGGUGGUGAUAGUAUGAGCAUCAGCAUGGGUGUGGGUAUGAAUAUGGGCGUGGGGGUGCACGGUGAGAGCGUUCGAGAUUCUGGUGGUGCUGGGACGGGUGCGGGUGGAGGGAGGAGGCGCGCUGGUGGAAGACGCGGGGAUGCAGGAGCGGGAGGAGGCUGGCCGUUCGCUGUUCCGCCUGGGCUUGCGGAUUUAGAUUCUCCUGCGGGGAGAAACGCGUUCAUAUCCCUCUCCAUCGCCCACCUCCUCAACACAACCUAUGAGCGCACGGACGACCUCACGAUCUCCGCGCUCCUGGCCUACCUCAACGCCGCGAUGCCGCCUGAUAAGCAUGAGGAGUUUGAUACGGGCGAGGUUGCGCGUGCGGUGGGCGGGAUGAGGGAGAGGGGGUUGGUUGGGUUUGAGGGGGAUGUUGUUAGGGCUGUUUGA
Molecule: messenger RNA, 6081 nt
Organism: Psilocybe cubensis
Lineage: Eukaryota; Fungi; Basidiomycota; Agaricomycetes; Agaricales; Agrocybaceae
Exons: 10
Coding region: 1-6081 (2026 amino acids)
Source: RefSeq, a predicted model, not a curated record